Symbiodinium necroappetens is the source of this 1089-nucleotide messenger RNA. Lineage: Eukaryota; Dinophyceae; Suessiales; Symbiodiniaceae. The record is from the annotation of a GenBank genome assembly.
AUGGACUCGGAGGAGGAAGAGGAUGCUGACUGGUUCUGUGUGCUGCAACCAGUGGCGGUGCGUGCGGCACCGCGUGAGAGCGCUGCCCGGCGUGGUUCGCUGGUGGCUGGCCAGAGGAUACAGGUGCGGCCUGGACGAAAGCAGGAUGCAGAUGGCAAUUCUUGGAUCAGGCUCACGCUGCUGGAGCUCUGGAGAUCUUGCCGAGCCACUUCCAGAACUGCUCGGGGCUUCGUGCCUUUGGCGGAUCAAGGCUUUCCGGUUCUUCGGGGUCCCCUGACGACCGGCGAGUGCCCUCUUGACUCGGAGCAGUUGGUCGGCUUCCUGCGCUGGUGGCCGUUAGACCCGUUGCCGCCCAUGCAACCGGCCACGUUUGGUGGUUCGUGGCUUUGCCACUGGGAGACAGCUCCGGGGCAGGACAACAUCAAGGCAAGAUGGCUCUCACCUGGCGAGCUCCAGUUGGUCGGCCCAGCAGGGACGAAGGCAGGCGAGGUGUGCGGCUGGUUGGAGGAAGAUAUCGGCUUUGGGGCCGACUUCUCUGUGGUCUUGAUCCAGGACCUGCCUGGCCUCGGCCGCUGCUCGCCCAUCACCGCACCAGCUGUCAUGCACGGCGUCCAUGGAGCUGCCGCUCUGAAAAGUGCUCGGGCAGCAUUGCUUGCACUGUCCGGCGAGGACAGCGAGCCAGGCAUGCCAGGGCAGCUUGCGGCAAAGCACCGUGAGCUGGCGAAAGCAGCACUCCGCAAGGACGGCCGGGCACUGGAGGCCUUGGACACGCUCCGGGCAGACUCCGAGCUGGUGCAUAUCGCCCUGGAGAAUGAUGCCAGAGCACUACAGUUCGCAGCAGAGGACUUGCGAGAUGACGCUGAGUUGGUCCUUGCAGCAGUGCGCCGGCGUGGUCAGGUGUUGCGCUGGGCCUCCGAAAGGCUGCGAGGGGAGAGGCAUGUCGUGCUGACUGCCAUUGAUCAGGACCCACGCGCCGUGAUGUUCGCCUCAGAGGAGCUAGCUCGGGACAAAGAGGUACUGCUGGCGGCCAUGUCCAAAGACCCCAGCCUUGCCGUCCACUUGGCCAAUGUCGCCAGAGGGAUCGCCUGA